Messenger RNA from Suncus etruscus (white-toothed pygmy shrew), 1639 nucleotides. It is a transcript of the gene PDZK1, whose product is annotated as PDZ domain containing 1. Bases 52 to 1617 code for a protein of 521 amino acids. The record is from RefSeq and is a predicted model, not a curated record. Lineage: Eukaryota; Metazoa; Chordata; Mammalia; Eulipotyphla; Soricidae. Gene Ontology annotation, cellular component: apical plasma membrane. Gene Ontology annotation, molecular function: signaling receptor binding; protein-membrane adaptor activity. Gene Ontology annotation, biological process: protein localization to plasma membrane. The transcript has 9 exons.
UCAGCACAGAGCGAAUUCCAGGACCCACAGCUGCUUCUUCCAGGCCCAGAAAUGGCUUCCACUUUUAACCCCCGAGAAUGCAAGCUAUCCAAACAAGAAGGACAGAGCUAUGGCUUCUUUCUGCGAAUUGAAAAGGACAUCGAUGGCCACCUGGUCCGGCUGGUGGAGAAGGACAGCCCUGCGGAGAAAGCGGGUCUCCAGGACGGAGACAGGGUGCUUAGGAUCAAUGGUGUCUUUGUGGACAAGGAAGAGCACAUGCAGGUUGUGGAUCUGGUUCGCAAGAGCGGGAACUCAGUGACUUUUUUGGUUCUGGAUGGUGGGUCCUAUGAGAAAGCCAUGAAGGCACAGGUAGACUUGAAGGAGCUGGGCCACAGUCAGAAGGAAUCCAGUGUGGAUGGUGAGAAGCCAUCUCUGAUGAUGAAUGGAGUGCUGCAGACAUGUGCCCAGCCUCGUCUAUGCUACCUGGUAAAAGCGGGGAACAGUUAUGGCUUCUCCCUCAAAACUGUCCAAGGCAAAAAGGGAGUGUACAUGACGGACAUAAUACCUCAAGGGGUGGCCAUGAAGGCUGGUGUCCUGACUGAUGAUCAUGUGAUCGAAGUGAAUGGGGAAAAUGUGGAAGCCAGCAGCCAUGAGGAAGUGGUUGAAAAGGUGAAGAAGGCAGGAAGCCGAGUCAUGUUCCUGCUGGUGGACAAGGAAACGGACCGAUACCACAGUGAGCAGAAGAUCCAGUUCAAGAGAGAAACAACCAAUUUGAAGCUGCUACCCCGGCAGCCCCGACUUGUGGAGAUGAAGAAGGGAGCCAAUGGCUAUGGCUUCUACUUGAGGGCAGGCCCAGACCAGAAGGGUGAAAUCAUCAAAGACAUUGAUGCUGGAAGUCCUGCUGAGGAGGCUGGCUUGAAGAGCAACGAUCUGCUAGUGGCUGUCAACGGGGAGUCUGUAGAAUCCCUUGACCAUGACUGUGUGGUGGAGAUGAUUAGAAAGGGCGGAGACCAGACAUCACUGCUGGUGGUGGACAAAGAGACGGAGAACUUGUAUCGAAUGGCAAAAUUUUCUCCAUUUUUCUACUAUCAAAAUCAAGAAUUAUCAAACGGGUCUGCCAAAAGGGCACCAGCUCCUGCUCCUGCUCCUGCUCCUCUGGUGGUCUCGAGUCCAGAUACUACAGAGGAAGUAGAAGAUUACAAGCCUAAACUCUGCAGGCUGACUAAAGGGGAGAAUGGCUAUGGCUUCCACUUGAAUGCGAUCCGGGGGAAGCCAGGCUCCUUUGUCAAAGAGGUCCAAAAAGGCAGCCCUGCUGAGCAAGCUGGGCUGGAGGAUGAGGACGUCAUCGUUGAAGUGAACGGAGCCAAUGUGCAGGAGGAGCUUUAUGAGAAGGUGGUGGAGAGAAUCCAGAGCAGUGGGAAGAGUGUCACGCUAUUAGUCUGUGGCAAGAAGGCCUACAAUUACUUCCAGGCUAAGAAAAUCCCUGUGGUUUCCUCCAUGGCCGAACCGCUAGAUGACCUUCCGGAUACAAAUGAAGAAACUCAGGAAAAAUCAGAGUGUGAUUCACACACAGCAAGAGAACGGGCCCACAGUACAGCCUCCAAUGCAUCCUCGAAUUCUGAAGACACAGCAAUGUAAUGGGCACAGAGCAAGGCUCUGG